AUGGCAUCCGACAAGAAGUUGAAGCAGAAGGAGUUAAAACGUCGAAACGUAAUGGAUUCGGUGGAUCGCAUUGCGGAGUUUUCGGACAACUAUGAUCCAGAAAGGGACGUAGGCGAACUGCCGUUGCGACUGGAACGGUUGGAAAAAUAUUUCGAGCUGUUCGAGACGAUUCAAACUGAAUACGAGGUAUUGGAUGAUACGGAUCAGUUCUUGAAGGCAAAUUUACGAACAAGGGCCAGGUUCGAGGAACUUUACUUUCGGGUGAAAGCAAACUUGAUAACGAAGAUGCCACAAGCCGCUAUGGUCCAAGUACCGAUUCCAAGCGACCAAGCACCGGUCAUUGCUAAUACCGGUUUAUCGAAUAUUAAGUUGCCCACGAUUAAACUGCCAGAAUUCAGUGGAGACUUUAAUGAUUGGCUAACAUUCCACGACACGUUUUUAGCACUUAUACACUCAUCUACCGAGCUGACGACAGUCCAAAAAUUUCAUUAUCUUAGGGCUUCACUAAAAGGAGAAGCAGCGCGACUGACGGAAACACUUACCAUCACGACCGCAAACUAUGCUGUUGUUUGGCAGACAUUAUUGGAUCGUUAUUCUAACAAAUACCUUUUGAAGAAAAAACACAUACAAGCGCUGCUAGACUAUCCAAAGAUUAAGAAGCAGUCAUCCUCGGCUCUGCAUGCAAUAGUCGACGAGUUUCAACGCCAUACUCAAAUUCUGGAACAACUACAGGAGCCUGUUGAGCAUUGGAGUUCUUUAUUGGUUGAAGUUCUCACAGCGCGACUAGACGAUUUGACACUAACAGCUUGGGAGGAAAUCGCUGCAAAAGAAGAACAUCCGACAUUCGCGAAUCUGAAGGUCAGUGAUUCGCAGGGGAGGGAGCAACCAGCUCGAGCUCUGCUGGACUCAUGCUCGCAAGCAAACAUAAUAAGCGAACGACUGUGUAAACGAUUACGGCUAAAACGGCACAACAUUUACGUGGACAUAUGUGGAAUUGGCCACAGUGUCAAAACGGCUAAACACUCAGUAUCAGCUCGGAUUCAAUCGCGGUGCGGCAGCACCAGUAAGCUCGUUCACUUCAUAGUAUUGGAAAAUGUAACGACGGAUCUUCCCGCAGAAACGAUUUCUGUAGAAGAUUGGAAUAUUUCUUGUAACCUAGAAUUGGCCGAUCCCAAUUUCAAUAUUUCCGGAGAAAUUGACUUAGUUAUUGGAGCGGAACAUUACUUUUCAUUCAUUCGAAAUGGACGCAUCCGGCUGUCAGAAAAUCUGCCGGUAUUGGUGGAAAGUGAUUUCGGAUGGUUGGUAACUGGGUUAGCGGAUGUCGACAAACAAGGAGCACGUAUGGCGUGCAACACCAUUACAUUGGAAGCUCUAGAUGCGAAGCUAGAACGUUUCUGGCUGAUCGAGGAAAACUUUGCAACUACUUGGACAGUAGAGGAACAACAGUGCGAGAAAUUUUAUUCUACGACCACCACACGGAGUUCAGAUGGAAGAUAUGUAGUGAGGCUACCUAAACGAUCGAGUUUCGAAAAUCUUUUAGGUGAUUCAAAACCAGUCGCCAUUCGACGUUUCCAUUGUCUAGAAGCAAAAUUGCAGAAAGAUCCACCACUUCGCGUGCAGUACAAUAGUUUCAUGGCCGAGUACCUUCAAUUGGGCCACAUGCAUCCGAUACCUUAUCAAGGAAAAAACGAGGCCAUAGCAUUCUAUCUUCCUCAUCACCCGGUUAUAAAAAAGGAAAGCACUACAACGAAGAUUCGCGUGGUUUUCGAUGGAUCAGCGAAAACGACCAGCGGGCAUUCUUUAAAUGAUCUUCUACAGGUAGGCCCUAUUUUGCAAGACGAGUUGAUCAGCAUCGUUCUUCGAUUUCGUUUGUUUCACGUGGCAAUAGUGGCGGAUAUAGAAAAGAUGUACCGCCAAAUACUGGUACAUCCAGACGACCAGCCCUUGCAGCGCAUUUUUUGGCGAUUUGAUCCGUCUGAAGAACUCACUGAAUAUCAAUUAAGCACCGUUACGUAUGGAUUAGCUCCGUCAUCGUUUUUAGCGAUACGCACGCUCUAUAGCUUAGCAGAUGACUACGAACGAGAUUUCCCUGCAGCUGCAGUAGCCAUAAAAAAGGGGUUCUAUGUCGAUGACUUUCUGCAUGGGGCGCCGUCUGUAGAAUCUGCAAUCCAGUUGCGCGAUGAAAUGUGUGAAUUACUACAUAAAGGUGGAUUUCGACUGCGCAAGUGGUGCUCCAAUUUCAAGGAAGUCUUACAAGAUAUACCUCCAGAGUUGCGCACUACUCAAAGCGAGCUCCAACUCGAUCCAGAUGAAUCCAUAAAGACGCUCGGCAUUCUAUGGGAGCCAGCACUUGAUGUCUUCAGACUCGUGGUAAACGUGAAGCAGACCGGCGAGGGACCAACAACCAAGCGGAACAUUUUGUCUACAAUUGCACAGUUGUAUGAUCCGUUAGGGAUAAUUUCUCCAGUCACCAUCACCGCGAAAAUUUUAAUGCAGCAGUUAUGGCUACUCCCCCUAGGAUGGGAUGAAGAAGUCCCAUCGAAUCUAAAACUGAAAUGGGAACAGUACACCUCGCAACUAUCAAGUUUAUCGGCAUUCAGCAUAAAUCGGUUUGUCCUCACACCCCACCAUACAAAUGUGGAGCUGCACAUUUUUGCUGAUGCCUCUGAGGUAGCUUAUGGCGCGUGUGUGUACGUGCGAUCCUGGACAACGGGUGGAGCUGUCACAGUUACCUUGCUGGUCGCCAAGGCGCGCGUGGCGCCUUUACAAAGAAUAACCAUUCCCCGGCUGGAGCUGUGCGCGGCCGUAGUAGCCGCUCGUUUGUUCGACAAGUCGAUUGAGAGACGAGCAUAA
Molecule: messenger RNA, 2853 nt
Organism: Topomyia yanbarensis
Lineage: Eukaryota; Metazoa; Arthropoda; Insecta; Diptera; Culicidae
Exons: 3
Coding region: 1-2853 (950 amino acids)
Source: RefSeq, a predicted model, not a curated record